Molecule: messenger RNA, 2643 nt
Organism: Etheostoma cragini (Arkansas darter)
Lineage: Eukaryota; Metazoa; Chordata; Actinopteri; Perciformes; Percidae
Exons: 3
Coding region: 1000-2643 (547 amino acids)
Source: RefSeq, a predicted model, not a curated record
CAGGUACUGCUGCAAUAACAGACAGGAUUUUCAGGAGACACCACUCAAGUUAGGCCCAAAAAGAAUGGUUGAAGAUCACAAGGAGAAUGUAAAACAGCUGUUCACCACUGGGCAAGACAUAGUACAGGGAGUCAAGUUUGACUUACCUUUCAAUUCACUGAAACAUUUUCAUGUUUGUACUGGGCGUCCUCCAUGUUUGGGCCACGAUCUAUUUGAAGGAGUUGUUUCUUAUGACUUAGCAUUGUAUAUUAAUCAUCUAGUGAAAGAAGAAAACACUUCACAUAUGAUCAACUAAAUCGAUCAAUCACACAGUUUAAAUACUUGGGAAGUGAUGUCUCAACAAACCUUGUGAGGUCAAGACUGAUGGCAAAAGGCUUUCUGGCUCUGCAGCACAAAACUGGUGUCUGUUGCGACUCUUGCCAUUGUUAAUUGGCAGUAGAAUAAAGAGUCCAAUGGAUAGCCAAGUUUGGCAGCUUUGUCUACAGCUAAAAGAGAUGGUUGAACUAAUUUGUGCUCCCAAAAUCCACCACAAUCAGGUUGCUUACCUGAAGACAAUCGCUGAAGAAUAUGUGCAUUUAAGACACAGCCUAUUCCCUAACCAGUUACUGAAGCCCAAACAUCACUAUUUACUUCACUACAGUGACCUCAUUCUGCACUUUGGCCCCCUCAUCCGUUUGUGGACCCUCAGAUUUGAGAGUAAGCAUUCAUAUUUUAAGGAAUGUGCCAGAAAACUCCACAACUUUGUACAUUUAUGCAAAACACUAGCAGAGAGGCACCAGUUGCUUCAAGCUUACCUUUGCUGUGGCUUAAUGUUUCCCUCUACAGUUCAGUCUGUUGGCGAAGCCAGUGAAUAUGAUGACCAGCUUUAUUGUGGUCCUAUUCAAGAGGCUGUACGGACAGCUGGCUUUGCAAAAGAAGCAAUGUCUGAGGUAUCAGCAGUGGUAUACAAAGGGACAAAGUACAGUAAAGGGCUUGUUGUUGUAAUUAACGAGAAUAAACAUGGCCUGGUUUUUGAAAAAAUCUCCAUUAUUCUCAUCAGUCAUACACAAGUGCACUUUGUUGUUGACAUGCUUCAGUCAGUGCUUUUGGCGGAUCUUGGACUUCAUUGCUUGGGAAAUUCUGAUGAAAGAUUUAUGUGUGUUUAGGCAGAAAGUUUGUGCGAUUACUACCCUCUGCCAGUAUAUCAAGCUUCAGGCCUCAAAGUUGUCUCGCUGCAUCACGCAAUAUGCACUUUUUAAACAAACAGGCAUGGAUGUUGAAGACCUACACCAUGAAAUUACAAAGACUUUACCAGAACUACAACAUGAGACACGGAUGACACUAGUUGCACACCUAAAAGAUGUUACUGGUGUCCGAAGCAGAAGCGACCUUGGGUUCGUUGGAACCAAGGACAUUAGUCCAUUUCUCACUCCAAUACAGAGCCGAAAACUCAUUCAUGCAUUUAAAAAUGAUGGUCAAGUGGUUUCAAGUCCUUCAGACAGUCACUUGGAACAUAGUGUUUCACCGCCUGUGAAUCUUCUACCAGAAGCACUUUCACUUCAGGCCAAUCAAAUUUCCUUGCUUCCGUCACAUUGUCAGCCACUUUCCUCUAACCAAAACACAUCAUCCUGGAUCAGCAGCUUUGAAGUUCCAUGGGACAAGAUGCCAGCCCGACUGUUGCAGGCCAUGGAAAGAGGUGACUUGGCUCAGCCAGAAGACAGAAGAACAAUGAUUAGAGCUGUUGUUGAGGCAAUUCAAGUACACUGCCGAAACCCUAACAAAGCUGCAUGUGCAGAAGUUGCAAAAGCAAUUGUAUCCAAGUACCCUGGAUCCUUAGCUGACAAGACUGGGGAAGGUGAGCAGCUGGGAUGCGGUUAUUAUUCACUGCUCAGGCAGCUUAAAACCACAGUUGAACAUGUAAAUAGAGACAAUGUCAGUCAUCGACUCCGACAGCCUAGGAAAAGGUCCAGUGAUGACAGCAGUGGUGAUGAUGUUACCAGCAAGAGAGGCAGAACAGAAGCAGAUACUUAUGGAUGUACUAAAUGGCAGCCAACAGUUCUUGCAGAGGGUGAAACCUCAGAAUCACUAGAGGUCAAGAGAAAGACCUUGGUAACUAUCUUCAAGUCAGCAGGACCCACAGCUGUUGAUAAAACGGAUGUAAAAGAGUAUAUGGAAAUAACAUAUAUUUAUCAGAGGCACAUGAUAAAUACUUGGCCCCCUCCCAGUCUAUGCGAAAUUAAAGAGCAGUGGCCUUUACUCUUUACUAAAAGAGGUCUCUGCAGUCAUUUCCAAACACUUACAAACAUUGAUGAUGACAUGCGUCUCCGUGAAGCUUUUGUUACCAAGGGCAAGCGGAUCUUGACAUUUUUCCAAACCCAGAGACUUAAAUGGAACAAAGAUGUCCUGGGUGUACUACGUGAGAUGGAAAGCCCAGAGAUGAAUAACCACCAGAUUGCCAUUGCUGCCAAUCUACUGUUGAUGAAGUUCUUCCAAGAACAAGACGACCAAAUCUUCAUCUUGACAGAUGGCACCAAGUGCACUGCUAAAGUGGGUACAAGCCGCAAGACAGGAAGAGUUGUCCAAAGGAAGGUGACGAGCAUCAGCUCCAGAGUGACCACCUUCCUCCAACGGCUCACAGAGUUUGAGUGGAAGACAUCAAACUAG